CGCGCGGCAGACGGUCUUCGCGCGCCGGACUAUCUAGUCGAUUUCUGUGCUGCGUUUCCCUCGUGUAUUCCGCCUGCUUUUCAAAUCGGUUUUAUUGCUGGCAUCUACGGCUUAGUUGUUACUGAAAAGAAAAGAAACAACCGAGAUUAUCUGAGCAACGCAAGUGACUUGACAUCAGGUUUGUGUUAUUGAAAAGUGUGAUUUAUUUGUGUGAUAUUGUGCACCGAUGACGAUGACAUCCCCGAGAAAACAACCUUCCACGAUGAUCAUCUGGGCCUGCGUUGCGUUUCUCUUCACUUCUGUUCAAGCGUACAAGCAAAAUCUCGUCGUCGAUAUCGAGCCGGCGGGACAAACGGCGGUACGUGUCGGACAAAACUUGACUGUACUGUGCAGGGUAGGAGUUCCUCUGCAAGUCUGUCGCGUUGAGGUACCAGGCGAGAGCAGCAUAAUUCUUGCUCCUGGUCAACCAGCUGAAGACGGAAUCGAAUACUAUGGCGAGUCUCUUCAGGCAGGACAAUGCGGGGUACGGAUUGCCCACAUCAAAGAAGCGCACCACGGUGACUUCAAAUGCUCCCUAACACCGAUGGGCGAUAGGACGGAAAGUUCUAGAACCAUGAAAAUCGUCGUCGCCAAGCCUCCGUUAAACCCGGAACUUAUCGUCAGUCCGGGUCGUCGUGGUCAUCGAAUUUAUCAAAAAGGGGAACAAUUAGAAAUCAGCUGCCGUGCGGUAGCGGGUCGACCUGCUGCAAACGUAUCUCUGUAUCUUGAUGACGAACCAAUCGGUAACGAAGAGAAACCGACCGUCUACGACUCGAAUGUGGAUGACAACUCAUUGGCUGUGCAGAAUGUUUCCCGUGUUCUCGACUGGUUCGAUAAUGGAAAAACCUUACGUUGCCUAGCUAGUCAUAUUGCCCUGGAUCGACCUCUUCGAACAACGAUGCAACUAGAGGUUCAAUUCGCACCACAGCCGCAGUCUACUAUUGAGCGGUUUGGAUACGUCAUUGGUCAACCGGGGAUCGUGAACGUGACGGUGCAAGCAAAUCCUCGUCCCCAUUUUCUCUGGAGCAUAAACGACGAGAAAAUCAACGAGGGACAACCUGACGAGAGCAAUCGCAUCGAGACAUCUACCGCAGUGGAAUUAGGUAGAGGAUCGUGGGCAGUCACCCUGAGAAUCGAUAGCGUGCAAAAAUCCGAUACGGAAAAGCAGUACAUUUUGGAAGCCCGCAACGAGCUUGGAGUACACGAAUAUCGAAUCGUUUUGUCAACGUCCACGGAACCUGCCGGGGUUGACCUUGAUGCUGGGUCUAUCAUCGGCAUCGUCGUUGGAGUUUUGAUUCUUCUCCUUAUCGUCUUCCUUAUCGUCUUCGCGCGUGCUACGGGUCGCUGGUGUUUCGCAGCGAGGAGGCGGCGUGACGAGGAAGCAGCUGGCGGUGCCGGCGCUGGGAGCGAGGCACACAUCACCCCUGGCGACGACGACCACGAAGAUCCCCACAUCAUAGACGAGAAAAUCCCGCACGGCGGACAGGAGAACCCUAUUCAUGCUAGCACGGAAUACGUCAACGGAAAUACCGACAUCAAGGACAUAAAGAAUGAAGAAAAAACUGACACGCCGGUCUAAGACGACCUUUUAUUCGUCCCUGAUCUUGGGGUUGGCCCAGAGCAAGGGUGUCGAAUGCCUGUGAUUUGCCAUUCUUAUGAUUGUUUUAUUUUCUCACAGAAUCUCGUAUCAUUAAUUUGAUUAACAUGUUUUUUUUUUGCUUAGUCUCUGAUAUCAUCUAGUUUUUUUUGUUUUAUUUUUUCAAUCUCCUUCCGUCGACAAAGAUGUAACAAGAAAGAGAAAAAAAAACCUUUCAAUCAAACAAAAGAUACUGCCAGCCAAACCACACGUGAAACCAGGUCAACCGUAGAAUUUCACUUCGAAUCCCAAAUUAUUUGAAAAAAAAUUUUUUUUUUCCUUCUUCAACGCUAGAAGACGAUAUACCUUUUAGAGGACUCCGUGAUUCCGGGUGAAUGGGGUGCAAGGUUUGGAAGAACUGGUGCGCGAUCACGAUCUAUAGCUCUUCGGCACUCUUACUCGCGGAUCAUCAUUUUAUGCCGUGUUAAGGCUGAUUUUCAGAAAAGAGAUUAAAUAUAUAUUAUUAUCAUGUAAUCACACGGUAAAAUUCAAAGAAAACUGAGUAUUGGGUUUACAUUCGAUUUCACUGUAUGAAAUGAAUGUGAAGCAUAAGGAAAUCGAAUGAAUCUCUAUAUGAAUCUCAAUUUAGGGUAGGGCGAUGCGAAAUUCAUGAAAAGAAUUUCGAAACAUUUUGCGCUAAGAGAAGAUCGCAUGAAAAGAAAAAAAAAGGGAAGAAAAAGAAAUCAUUUCGAUAUUAUAGCUCGAUGCUCUUCGUACACUAUCAGAAACGCGUAAUUAUAACAUACAAAAGUUCAUUCUUUCAUUCAAAUACAUGACAAAGUGUGUAGAUAGAUUUAACGAAAAAAAAAAAAUGAAUAACUGAAGAAUGGGAUAAGAAAAGAAGAAAUAAUAUUACAUCACAUUAACGUAUGCACGUCGGGCGGUAAACAUUCUAAGACCACGUGUUUCACUUUUAUUUUUAAAAAAGAGAAAAUUUCUACUAACUAAUGAUAAUUAUUAUAGAGUUACAUCGAUAUUUAUAAUCUCGAAGAAAACGAAUUAACUAGAGAUUAAACUUUGAUUAUGAUAUUAACGAUUAGGGAAAGGUGAGGAAAGGAAACUAUAGAAAAGGGAUCGUGAAAUCAGCUAAUGAGAAUAAAUAAUAUUACAAUUGUACUCUUAAGGAUCCUGUCACGCCCUAUCCUAGUAUUAUGCGUGCCUAUGUACGCCUACGUGAUACUAUCAAAAAGAGUUAUGAAACACACGAAAUUCAUAAUUAUUCAGUUAUGUAUAUUACUCACUAAUCAACAUUAACUUUUAAUCCACUACCACAGCAUUUUUUGACGUCAAUUUUAAUAAACACGUUUCAACAUCGUCGCGAAUAACAUAUACCUACACACUAUAAGUUCACUUCUUCAAUGAUAUUUUUGAACGGACUAAUUGUAAUACACAUGCUAAACAGUUUGAAAAACCAUUCAAGUAGGUUUCCAGGAUACUAAUAUUCUGAAUUGUUAUGUUCCAUCUAAAAAUUAUGUAACACAUUCCAUCAAAUGAUUUGUUGCGUUUCACUAUACUUAUAUACUCAAUAUUAUAGAAACUGUUUCGCUUUUCUCGAUGAUUAUUAUUAUUAUUACUAUUAUAGUUAUAAUUAUUAUUAUUAUACUUAUCUAUAAUUGUCAUUGCUUAUUUUUGUAAUUUAUUUUACUGAUCUGCACCUGAAUCAAGUUUGUACUUUCCGACUUUGACUAAUUGAAAAUUCAGAAAACAAAAGUUUUAUUGUAAUGAUAAUUUUUUAAAUCUUCAACUAAUGUACUUUCUUUACUGCCAUAGAUUGAAAAAAGCGAUUGUCAAAUUUUAUAAACAGCCAUAUCGAUUUGCGUUAUCAUGUCAUUUACUUUACUUACCUAUUACAGUGUAACUUAUCUGCCGAUAUUAUUUGGCACAUGUGAAAUUGUUUAUCUCUGUUCCAACGUGAAAUUACUUCCACUUGUACUAGAACUCAUAAACAGUAUUUACUUUAAUACCACAAUUAAUAAUUGCAUAAUAUACAGAUCUACAAUAGAUAUUGUAUUUUAAAUCCAGCAACAAUUCAGACCAGGUAUGAUUGGGUAAUCGCUCACGAUAUUAUAUGCAUUUUGAAUAUUCAUACGAAUGUUUGUUCAAAAAUUUUUGAUUGUUCAAUACACAAAAAUACUAACCACCGCUUGAACUAAACCGCAUUAUUAUUCAUGUGAAGUUCAACAAUUUGAAUUGGAAAAAUUUUCGAAAAUUUUUGUAUUUCUUCGACAAUAAAGUAAUUAUUUGUACUUUUGUACUACUGAUUUCUACUUGAUCAAUUAGCCUCUUCAACGUUGAAAUGCUAUUUUAACGAUGCGUUAGGCUUAUCCACGCAUUCAUAGGGGUCGUAACGACCUGUUGGUUUUCUCAAUGAAGAAAGUUUCUCCAAUUUUUCGCGAUAACACAAAUAUCCCAUUACACAUUUUCAAGAACAACUAAAAUAUAUAAAUUGCACAUUCAUACACAUUAAAUUCUAUCGUAACAUAAAACAUUUUCAAUAAUGGAGAGGGGCCAACGGGGUAACAAAUUUUCUAAACGCUUAGUAAAUGAACAAAAAAAAAAAAAGAAAAAAAAAUGAGUAAUUAAAUGAAUAAAAAAAUAGACAAUUAAAUAGAUAAAUACAAAAACAAAAAGUAUAAAUUUGUUGACUGCUUGGCCCGAAUCGCUGCGUGCUGUAUAUAUAAAUAUAUAUAUAAACAUAUAUAUUAUAUUAUAAAUAUUAUAACAUGAAACUAAUAGUAAUGAUAUAUUCUGAGCCAAAAGCGUUUGGUUUUCAUUCAGUAAACAUCACGGAUAUUUGCUGAAUCGUAUACCAAGUGCGAGGACUUGUCGUUAUUCGUAUUUGAAAUGAAAUAAUAAUGAAGAUUUAAAGAAAAAAAUUGAAUGGAAUAAUAAAAAAUUAAGGUUUACUCAAUGGUUAUCGUCUCAUGAACAUUAAAAUCAAAUAAAUGUGUGAGUGUAUGUUACCCGUAGAGAUACAAGUAUGGAACCGCCUCCCGAAUUGGUUCGUCAUUAUUAUUAUUAAAAGGAUUAUGAUGAGUAUUACUAUUAUUUUUUAUUACUUUUAUUUAUAUCAUUACUAUUAUUAUUUCUAUUGUAAUCAUUACUAAGAUUAUUGUUUUAUUCUUAUUCAAAUGUUGACAUGCAUUAUCACAAAUAUCAGUCAAAAAUAUCUGUUAUCAUAUUUGAACUAUGGUAUCAUAGAUAUUGAUCCAUGCAGAAAGUUGAAUUUGAAUAUUAUCUGACGCAUUAUUUUAUUUUUUUUUUCUAUUGGACCCUGAUCGUUGAAUAGUUGUUAGAUGUUGAAUCUCUUGAAAUACUGAAACAUUCGUUGUGCUACAUUUUGAAUCAUAGAUUCGAAAAUCUGCCAGUAACAAGACUAGAGUUGAACAACUUUUUCAUAGCGCUGGUCCAAAUACGUAGUAAUGAUAUGUAAUCGAUAAUCACUGCCACGAUAGUACAGAAUGGUUCAAACUAUAAUUUCCGGGUUUGAUUUUUGAACCCUUGGAUUUUAUUGAAGUUUAACUUUUCUCGAUUAAACCUCUACUCGCCAUUAUAUUUUGUGCUCUUACUGUUACAACACGUACAAUUUUAUCAAGAGCUGUUUUAAAAAAUGGGUGUGACAGUCAAUAUUGAAAAAAAAAAGAAACAAAUUGUCAACAGACAAUUGAACUAUUCAGCUUGAUGGACUAGAAUUUACUAAAUAUUAUACGAAUGACUAAAAUUAAACUAGAGAUAUUAUUAUAUAAGGAAAGGCGGGGCAAAACGGGGUAGCGCGGCAAAACGGGGUACCCCAAAAGUUUUGUAAUUUUUUUCUUCAAAAUGGUCGAAGAGGACUUCAAACAUCGUCCUUUAUUGAAAAUUUUUUUUUGUUUGUUUUUCAUGGUUUCUUCAAGCACCACAUUUUGCCCCGCCUUCCCCUUCCCCCAUAUAUAUAUAUAUAUAUAUACAUAUAUAUAUAUACGUUAAUGUACAAAGGUUUAUUGUGGUACAUUUAUGAUAAUACUAAACUUAUUUUAUAAUUGAUUCUAGUAUAAUUAAUUAACUGUAACGCUAAUUACUUAAACCUCGAUGAUCAUGUUAUGAUAUAAUCAGUUUUACUUGAGUGUCAUUCAAUUACUAGAGUGGUCUACAAAUCCAACCAUGAAUUAAUUUGAAUCAAAUGCAUUUAUCGUCGUGAUUAUUGAAGUUGAACAAUUUUUAAUACCGAUUAUCAUUGAAAGAUAGUAUACCAAGCAUGAUCGUUGGCCAUGCAAUGGAAUUCCAUGAACGGAAUAUAAGAAUAAUGUUAUAAUGUAAGUUUAGUUAAUCUGAUAAUUAUUGUUGAUCGAAAUCGGUGGGCUCUCAAAUACUUUCAAGAUUACAGUCAUUUUUACUAUCAUCAAAUUAUCACACCGUGGUUUAUCGGUUUUGAAUGAUGUUAUACAUGCUUCAAUAUCUUGAUCAUUAACCGUUUGAAACAUUUCUUGUCUAUUUUUCAUUUCUCUUGUUCAAUUGUCUUUUUUUAUUAUCUCUCAUCUUAUUUUCAUCCAUCUUCUCAUCAUGUAAAAUUUGUCCUUCCAACUGAGCAUCGUUUACUGAUGAUUAGAUCAGUACCCGAUGUACGUUAUCGUAAAAAGGGCUCAGGAAUGAUUCACUCCAUUCAGACUUUCGAGAAAUAUUUGUGAGCUACCGUUUUCGUGAUAAGAUAACUUUAAAAGUUACGGGGUCGGUAAAUUAUUUAAGAAACGCAUUGCGACUAUCGAUGUCGAACGGAAAAUAAGCGGAAUUUUGUAUCUGUACUUCUAGAUACAUUGCGAUAGACAAGAGUAAUUUCACUAAGAAUUUAAAUGAAAUUAAUAUAUAGAGAGCUGUAUGUAAUAACUAUAAGUUCAUUUAUCGCUAUGAUAUUAUACUAGGUACUAUAUGAUUUUUGAAAUAAAAUAUUUGUUUUAAAUAUAA
Molecule: messenger RNA, 6613 nt
Organism: Athalia rosae (coleseed sawfly)
Lineage: Eukaryota; Metazoa; Arthropoda; Insecta; Hymenoptera; Athaliidae
Gene: Fas3
Product: fasciclin-3
Exons: 8
Coding region: 227-1618 (463 amino acids)
Biological process (GO): cell-cell adhesion
Cellular component (GO): cell-cell junction
Molecular function (GO): cell adhesion molecule binding
Source: RefSeq, a predicted model, not a curated record